Corylus avellana is the source of this 2179-nucleotide messenger RNA. The record is from RefSeq and is a predicted model, not a curated record. Lineage: Eukaryota; Viridiplantae; Streptophyta; Magnoliopsida; Fagales; Betulaceae.
CCCAAUUCAUUCCUCUCACUCUCUCGGCCGCACCACCUCUUCCUCAAAUCGAUUUUUUUUGUUGUUUUAUUUUUAUUUCACUGCUUUCUUUGCUUCACAUUCCCGUCUACACUUCCAUCAUCGCAGGGUGUGAAUGUAGCGAAUGGUGUAUCCAAUUUCGGAAUCCACACCGAGGAAGCGCACUAGAGAAGAAAAAUCAGUCUUACAGGAUAAGAUUUUUACCCGCAAAUUUGUGAUCGAGCGUGGAGUAGAACAAAAGGAUAUUCGAGUGGAACCAUUUCGAUUCAUUCAUGACAUAUUCCAGGCAAAUCAAUGGACCUCAUUGUUUGUUCCUGUGAAUGCCUACACUCGGUUAGUUCGGGAAUUCUAUUACAACAUCGACGAGAUUGACUUGGUUGGUCCCCCGUCAUUCACGACCAAGGUCUUCGAAAAAACGCUCAAUAUCACUACUGAGCUAAUCAGUGAAGUUAUUGGGAUUCCAUUGACUAAUGAGAAGCCGCUACCAUUUCUAGAAGAAGAUCCACAACCAACAAAAGCUGAAAUCAUGGCGGUUCUUAAUCCAAGUCAGCAGCUUGUAUGGGAUGAAGACCUGAACAAAAUUCCAAUUGGCUAUGUAAGGGCUCCAGAGAGGUUGUUAACUCGGAUUUUGCUGCAGAAUAUUUGGCCAAUGUCUCGACAUAGUCAUGUGACUAUCGAACGAGCAAUUAUGAUUUAUGGCAUCAUUAACCGCGUUGAGUUUUGUUUAUGCACUCAUCUAGUAUUGACAAUGAUCGAGCUCCAUGAAGAUCACUCUAUUGCAUUACCUUAUGAUGGUCUCAUUACGAAGAUUUUGCAUGCCAUUUUGCCCAAAAUUGCUGCAAAUGAACGUAUGGAAGCUCCUGAAGGUUACUUUGGCAAAGCAACUGUGAUGAAGUCAAAUGCCCAACUUCGGCUUCACGCUCCAGCUGUGCAGGCGCCUCCACUCGCUCAAGAUUCUCCAGCUGCGUCCUCCUCGGGAUCAUCAGAUAUUUCAAGUCAAUUAACUAAAAUAAUUGACUUACUUCAAACUCAAGGCCAAAGCAUUGAAGCCAUCAACACUCGCCUAACGAAUUUGGAGAAAGAUGUGAAGUCCAUCAAGGAAAGCUUUUGGCAAGAAUAAUUUUUCCCUCCUGUUUUGGUUUGUUUCUGGCAAGAAUAAUUUUUGUUGUUGUUUGGUUAUACUUAAGAAUUCAUUGGUUGUUGGUAACUCUAGUUUUUUUUUUGCUUCCUUUGUCCUUCCGAGACAAAAAGGGGGAGUUAUUUUGAUGUGUCAUUUUCAUGUAUUACAAUUAUUUUUGUUCCCGAAUGGCCAAAGGGGGGGUUUGUUAGUUUAUGUUUUGGCUCAUUCGGUUUGCGUGUAACGUUGGUGAAAAUGAAGCAUUUUAUCAUGUCCAGAAAACACAAGCUAAAAGGCAGGUCUGGACCCCUAGAAGUCAGGGCCGGGCCCAGUUUCCAGAGAAUACUUGUUGAAGGGCAUGUCCGGACCACUAGAAGCAAGGUCCGGACACAAAAACCAGCAAGCCAGUUUUGAAGAGGAGGUCUGGACCGCCAGAAGCUGGGUCCGGACCCCGUUUCCAACAACAGCAAUUUGAAGGAGAGGUCCGGACCGCCAGAAGCUGGGUUCGGACCCCAUUUCCAAAAAGCCCAUUUUAUGAGGCCUGUCCGGACACACGGCUUGGAUGUCCGGACAUCACUAGGUUACGAUUUUGUGAACCUAGCCAUGUCCGGACCCCAGAUUAGCCCUGUCCGGACAUAGCUGCUGAUGGAUUAAUUUUUUCUAUUUAAACACUUUAUUUUGCUUUACAAAGGUACGUAUUUUUGGAGAGCAAAAUCAGAGAGCUUAGAGAAAGAUAUUGCUCUAGCUUAUUUGAGAAAGGAUUAAAUACGUGAAGCCAAUCGGAGUUCCGGUGAAAGGAAAUCUUAUAGAAGAAUUGUGCCAGAUGUUCUGGAAAGGGCUACUGCGGUAGAAGUCAAGUGGGUCACUUGUCGUGUACAAGGAAGAGUAAAUUGCAAAGGUUUUGUAAUUCUUCUUGUAUUCCUUAUUCUUCUUAUAGUGGAUUGAUUUCCUGGGUUUGGCUGCCCCGGAGAGGUUUUACAUUUAGAGAGUUCUCUAAAUGGUUUCCUCUUCGUAACCAAAUAUCUGUGUUCUUAUUUUUCAUUA